Messenger RNA from Gigantopelta aegis, 1585 nucleotides. RefSeq lists its product as uncharacterized. Gene Ontology annotation, molecular function: protein binding. The transcript is spliced from 10 exons. The coding region runs from base 80 to 1429 and encodes 449 amino acids. Gene Ontology annotation, cellular component: nucleus. The record is from RefSeq and is a predicted model, not a curated record. NCBI's taxonomy places the organism in Eukaryota, Metazoa, Mollusca, Gastropoda, Neomphalida, Peltospiridae.
UUAUAUAUUGUCUGUCAUCGACACAUCUUUCAAACCAGUCACUGAAAAUAACUGACACGUGCAAAACACACAUAGGGAAAUGAUAUCUAACCUGAAACUUCUUGUAGUACGUUACCUGGUGUAUUCGUUGUUGGAAGGACACAUAACAGGUUAUUUCCAUGACGAAAACGGCGAUUGUGAUAUAUUUGGUCGGCUUUACCAUAUGAAAGACCAAAAGGUUUCAGAUGAUUUUGACGGGCAGAGAGCGGAGAACUCCAUGCCAAGUCCCCUGACCUUACUACCAUCGAACAUAAUUUCUGAUGCACUUGGAGUAUGGUCAACAGUUGAUAUCCCGAGCAGAACGCUAUUCGGUCCAAUGAAAGGAACCAUUAUUAAACAGAACGCAACACACUUUUACUUUGGACCGUACAUUUGGCAGUUGGACGACGUUUCCAGAGCAAUCGACACGUCUAUGGAAUCAGAAGCCAACUGGAUGCGUUACGUCAUCACAGCGAGACAUGGCGGGGAGGCGAACUUGAAGUCUAUGGAACACAAAGGACAAAUCUAUUUUUAUUCCUUUAAAGCAAUAUCAGCAUCAACUGAACUUGUCGUCUGGCCUGGUCACUCGGAAAGGGCGAGCAGAAGUUUUAAAAAGCCUGGAUGGUGUUGGAAUCCGAUCACUAACGAAGCCUGUUGGCCGUUCUUCAUGAAGUGUAAGUCACGUGACUGUUUGAGCCACACGCUGCAGUGUGAACGACCAAACGAGCUUCCAGUACACAACUGUCCAAAAUGUGAGAGCCAGUUUUACAACAAUUUGUGUCCCUUGGUUGGAAGAAUGAACGUCAUAGAAGACAUACCGAUAUCUGCGAAUGGUUACGACCCAGAUCGAGCUAAGAAGACACUCCCGCCUGGAUUCGUCAUCAAGAAAUCCUCCAUUAAAGGGGCGGGUCUAGGGGUGUUCACUACAGAGGCUAUACCGAGCAGAACUCUGAUUGGACCGUACGAAGGAGUCGUGUACAGAGACGUUAACAAUAGCGUAGCAGACAAUACAUACACCUGGAAGGUUAUCGGGGAUAAUAACUCAUUGGUGAACGCGAUGGACCGAUCACGGAGCAACUGGCUACGCUAUAUUAACACCGCACCACAAUACAAAGCUCAGAACUUGGAACACGUGCAGUGCAACGGUCAAGUGUACUAUUACACAACUGAACGGAUCAGCCGGGGUGAAGAGUUGUUUGUGUGGUAUGGCGAGCGCUAUGACAAAUACCUUAACAUUGAGAGAUCUCUGACGACGAGGAACGAUCGCUAUGAUGAAACCAAGUGGCCGUUUUUCUACACGUGUCCUGAAGGGAACUGUGCUCCGAGAAUAUGUUCACUGCCACCUCCCUGUACAGAGGAUGAUCAUACAGAACAAUGCUUCGGAGGGUAUCACGAGGUGACAGUGAAGUAAAUAAAUCUCCACUAACAACAAUAACAGAGUAAAAUAGCUCAUUACCCACCUCCCUGUACAGAGGAUGACCAUACAGAGCGAUGCUUUGGUGUAAAUACGGGUCAUUCUACAGAAAGCAUCACUUGUCAAAAUACAAAUUCAAAAUAAAACAAUUAA